This is a messenger RNA of Megalops cyprinoides (Indo-Pacific tarpon), 6003 nucleotides long. It is a transcript of the gene ltbp1, whose product is annotated as latent transforming growth factor beta binding protein 1. Gene Ontology annotation, biological process: supramolecular fiber organization. The record is from RefSeq and is a predicted model, not a curated record. The coding region runs from base 343 to 5502 and encodes 1719 amino acids. The transcript has 35 exons. Gene Ontology annotation, molecular function: microfibril binding; calcium ion binding. NCBI's taxonomy places the organism in Eukaryota, Metazoa, Chordata, Actinopteri, Elopiformes, Megalopidae.
GCUUGAGCAGCUGUAACAUCUGCUGUUCACCUCCCCCUUACCCCGCUUUGUGAUAAAGUCGUGCUUUUAAGCCAGUAAAGUUUUAUUUUCUUUACAUUUUCUAUUUUAUUGGAUACAACUUUAGUAUCCCCCAUAGUUUGUUUUUGGUCUGAGAGGCGCUGAAUAAAUGAAUCCGCUCAGGGACAUAGCGAUAGAACAUUUUCACUUGCGAUAAAGUAGUUUUUGCAGAUUUUCUGAUACGGACAACACACCAGAAGAAAACAUCUGGAUUUCUGCAAGGAAGCAGCUACUUCUUUUUUACUGUUUCGAAUCUCUGAAGUAUUUCCUAAACUCGGAUACUGAAUGGAUAUGGCUUGGAUCAGAUGGAACCUUUUACUUUCUAUAGGGUUCUUCGUAUCGCCGGCGUUCACGUCCACGGAGCAGAGUGGAUUUAGGAGAUACUACGUGUUGCAGCCGGGGCCGAGCGGUACGGACAGGGUGCACGUGAGUUCGAUUUCGUCCCGUUCUGGGUCCGCCGGACAGCCUCGCACGUACAAUGUGGAGCUCACUGCCAGCUUCGGCGGCCAAGUUCGGACCCGAAGGAUGGGGAAUCCGGUGAAAACAAGCGUGCAGCACCGCCAGGCCAGCCAGUUCACGCAACAGCAGCAGCUACAGCUUCGGCACACGAGUCACCCCGGCGCGCACCAAAUCAAAAUUUCUGGGGUGAAUGUCUGUGGAGGGCAGUGCUGUCAAGGAUGGAGCAAGGCCCCGGGAUCGCAGAGGUGCACAAAGCCAAACUGCCUGCCUCAGUGCCAGAAUGGCGGGAUGUGCCUGAAGCCCCAGCAUUGCGUCUGCAAGCCGGGAUCCAGUGGCAAGACCUGUGAGCACAAGACCGUGCCCUCACUCAACCCGCCCGUGUCAGGCAACGGCCAGACCACCGGCCAGACCAACGGCCAGACCAAUGGACAAGCGGUGGUGCCCCAGCGCCCCAUCCCCCAGCAGGCCAUCCCUCAAGGCACCAUUCAGGGCCACGCCCCGCCCCCCGGCAGUAAGGGGCCGCAGAUGACCCUGAGCGUGAAGCAGCCCCCCCACGUCAUCCGGCCCCAGCCGGUCCAGCAACAGAUCCGGCCACCCAUCUCCAUGACGGUGCACCAGGUUCCGAGUCAGCAGUUUGUCAUUAAGCCCAAGUACUACCACACCCACACCCAGGUGCGCAGUCCAGGCCCACCUGUAAGCAGGCCCAUCCCCCUUUCUGUCGGCCACACCCCACUCCAAGUGGGGAACCACACGGGCCGCAUCAAGGUGGUCUUCACCCCCACCAUCUGCAAGGUAACCUGCAGCGGCAGCAAGUGCCAGAACAGCUGUGAGAAGGGGAACACCACCACCAUCAUCAGCGAGAACGGGCAUGCCACCGACACCCUCACGGCCCCCAACUUCAGAGUGGUGGUCUGCCACCUGCCCUGCAUGAACGGUGGGAAGUGCAGCAGCAGAGACAAGUGCCAGUGCCCGCCCACCUUCACCGGAAAGUUCUGCCAGGUCCCCGUGCCCAAUGGCAGCCAGCGACAGCCCACCCAGCAGCAGGGGUCUGUCAGCUACAGCCAGACGUCGCAGGUCCACUCCACGCACACGCUGCCCCUCACAUUCGGAGGAGGGCAGAGCCAAGGGAAGUUUCCCAACAUGGUCAACAUCCACAUCAAGCACCCGCCGGAGGCCUCUGUCCAGAUCCACCAGGUCUCCCAGCUGGACGCCAGCGGGCAAAAGCAGAAGGGCUCCCAGUCGGGCCAUUACACCUACCACACAGAGACCAGCCAGAAAGGACAGCAGACCCACACCGUCUACCCCAACCAGCAGACCAUCAUCCACCACUACCCUGUCACCUCCAAGAGCCAGCUGGGCCGCUGCUUCCAGGAAACCAGUGGAACUCAGUGUGGGAAGGCUCUCCCUGGCCUGUCCAAACAAGAGGACUGCUGUGGGACUGUUGGUACAUCCUGGGGGUUCCACAAGUGCCAAAAGUGCCCCAAGAAACCAUCUAUCCCUCUGACAGGGUCGAGACACGUAAUGGACUGUCCCCCAGGAUAUAAGCGAAACAACUCCUACUGCCAAGAUAUCAACGAGUGCCUGAUUCAGGGCGUGUGCCCCAAUGGAGACUGCCUCAACACGGUGGGCAGUUACAGGUGCAUGUGCAAGCCGGGCUUCAUCCCCAACCCCACUCUCACCACAUGCAUGCCCGAUACCCCUGCGGUCCGCGAGGAGAAAGGGGCUUGUUUCCGAUAUGUCAGUUCGGGGAAGCAGUGUUUGCACCCGGUGUCGGUGCAGCUGAGCAAGCAGCUGUGCUGCUGCAGUGUGGGCAAGGCCUGGGGCCCUCACUGCGACAAGUGUCCCAACCCUGGAACAGCUGCUUUCAAGGAGAUCUGCCCUGGCGGGAUGGGCUACACAGUCACUGGGACCUACAGGCCUAAGCAGGUCAACCGCCCACAGCCAGAGAGCAAUGGCAAGCCAAAGAUCACACAUCAAGAGCCCCUGGCCCCCCCUCUCCCAUUACCCACUCCCCAGAGACCUGUGGAGGCCUUAAGUGUCACUGAGAGACAGCUCCCGGCCGUCCCAGUAGUCACAGCAGCACCUGAGGAGGAACUCGUUACUCUCGGUGCUAAUAAUAGGUCUGUAGUAGAGCCCGGCCAGCCCCAGCUUUCACCUGGAGUCUCAACCAUAAGGAUGGAGCCCGCCUACCCAGAGGUGGUGGAGAAGACGUCUCCCCCAGCCCCAGUGGCUAUACUGCCCUCCAGUGCUAGCCAAGGCAUCGCUCCCACCCAGCUGGCAGAGGUGGACGAGUGUUCGGUGAGCCCCGAAAUAUGUGGGCCUGGCCUGUGCUACAACACGGUGGAGGGCUACACCUGCAUAUGUGAUGAUGGCCACCAGCUGGAUGAGGAGAGGACCACCUGUGUAGACAUCGACGAGUGCGCCCAGGACCCGCUCCUCUGCUCCAACGGACGCUGCAGGAACACAGCAGGAGGCUUCCUCUGCGAGUGCCAAUCUGGCUUUGCGGCCAGCGAGGAAGGAACCAGCUGCAUUGACGUUGACGAGUGUCUGACCCCUGGUGCCUGCGGUGAUGACGGCUUCUGUGUCAACACUUUGGGCUCUUUCACCUGCCGCUACUGCGAGGUCGGCUACAAGAUGAGCCCAACUGGCCAGUGCGAAGAUGUUAACGAGUGCCUGGAUGAGGGAGUCUGUCCCUCCGGGAUGUGCACCAACACCCCCGGAUCGUACGAAUGCGAGCCCUGUCCCGAGGGUUAUGAGGGCAAGGGCGGCCAGUGUGUCGACAUCGACGAGUGCCUGGACGCGUCGGUCUGUGCCAACGGCAAGUGCUCCAACUUCGAGGGCUACUUCGUCUGCGCGUGCAACGCCGGCUACGAGCUCAGCCCAGAUGGCAAAUUAUGCACAGAUAUUGAUGAGUGCCAGGACGAGCGGGUGUGCACCAGGGGACACUGCCAGAAUACAGAGGGAGCCUUCAUCUGCAGCUGUGGGCCCGGCUUCGUGGUCUCGCUGGCCGGGGACCAGUGUGACGAUGUGGACGAGUGCCAGGAGCUGGAGGGUGCCUGCGGGAGCGUGGGACAGUGUGUCAACAACAUGGGCUCCUACCACUGCAGCUGCCCCAAGGGCUACCAGCAAGUCAAUGGUACCAGCUGUGAAGAUGUUGACGAGUGUCUGGACGACCCCGAGCUGUGCGCCCCGCACGGGGAGUGCCUGAACGCGGAGGGCUCCUUCUACUGCGUCUGCGAGGAGGGCUUCGCCGCCAACGAGGACACGCACACCUGCGAGGAUGUGGAUGAGUGCUCCGAUGGGACCAGGUGCCACGGUGGCUCCUGCCUCAACACGAGGGGCUCGUACCGGUGCCAGUGUGAUAGGGGCUACCGCCUGCAUGCCGAUAAUGACACCUGCCUGGAUAUUGAUGAGUGUGAGACGCUGGGGCGCAGUAUCUGUGGCGCGUGGCGCUGUGAGAACACCCAGGGCUCCUACAAAUGUGUGGUGGACUGCCCCCCCGGCCACGCCUUAGGACCCAGCGGGAUUUGUACGGAUGUUGAUGAGUGUGCCCUCAACAGCACGGUGUGCGGCCGGCACGGCUUCUGUGAGAACACGGCCGGCUCGUUCCGUUGUCUGUGUGACCGGGGCUUCCAGGAGGCGCCGGAUGGUCACGGCUGUGUGGACGUAAACGAGUGCGAGCUGUUGAGCGGGGUCUGUGGGGAGGCGCUCUGUGACAACGUCGAGGGGACCUUCCUGUGCCUGUGCCCCGAAGAGAACCAGGAGUACAACCAGAUGACCGCCAAGUGCAGCCCCGCCUCCACAGCAGCCCGGAAAGAGUGCUACUACAACCUGAACGACGAGAACCUGUGCGAGAACGUGCUGACCACCGCCGUCACUAUCGAGGAGUGCUGCUGCACCCUGGGGGCUGGCUGGGGGGACAACUGCGAGGUGCACCCCUGUCCCGUCCAGGGGACAGAUCAGUUUGCCCAGAUGUGUCCAGCAGGGAAGGGCAGUGUCCCCACUGGCGACGCAGUCUAUGGGGUGGCGGCGGCUGAGAACUACAAAGAUGCGGACGAGUGCACCUUGUUCAAUCAGGAGAUAUGCAAGGGCGGCUUCUGCCUGAACACGGUGGGGGGGUACGAGUGCUACUGUCAGCAGGGCCUGUACUACGACGAAACGAAGCUGCAGUGUCUGGACAUUGAUGAGUGCCAGGCCGAGGCCACAUGUCCUGGGUCAGAGUGCGUCAACACCCUGGGCUCCUACAUGUGUUUCUGCACUCCCCCCCUGGUGCUCAACUCCGUCACCAUGCGCUGCGAGCCCUCUCCCACAGCCUCCCCAGAUGAAUGGGAGCAGACGGACAUCUACCAGGACAUCUGCUGGCAGGACAUCGCAGAGGCUCUCACCUGCACCAACCCUCUGGCAGACAGGAAGACCACCUACACGGAGUGCUGCUGCCUCUAUGGGUACGCCUGGGGCAUGGAUUGCGCCCUCUGCCCCCAGAAGGACACAGAGGACUUUGCCAGCAUGUGCAACAUGCCCCUCAGAGAGGGCCAACGCCCCUACGGUCGGGACAGCUUGCAACCCCCUACGCACGACUACCCGAUCCACGAGGUCGGCCCGGAGUACGACUCCCGCCCUGAACCCCCCCGCUUCCUUCCCAACUACGAGAGUGAGAGUGAGCAUCCGUAUGACGCCUUCGAGGGCCUGCGGGCGGACGAGUGUGGGAUCCUGAACGGCUGUGAGAACGGGCGCUGCGUGCGCGUGCAGGAGGGCUACACCUGCGACUGCUUCGACGGCUACACUCUGGACAUGUCCCGCAUGGCCUGCAUCGAUGUGAAUGAAUGCUCCGAGCUCAACAACCGGAUGUCACUGUGCAAGAACGCCAAGUGCAUCAACACGGAAGGAUCAUACAGGUGUGUGUGCCUGCCGGGCUUCGUGAGCUCGGAGCGCCCCAACUACUGCGUGCCCGCCGAAGAGGAAGCAGCCGACACUGUGAGGGAGUGACCCAGGAUGCCCACCAGGGGGCGACAAACAUUAAACACACUUAUUUAAUCCAAGCCCAUAUACUCUGCACUGUAUAAAACAAACUAAAUGAAACAAAAAAAAAUAUUCUUACUUGAGAUGAAGAUCAAAAUUUAACCUACUAUGUGGUGCCUGUACGGAGAAGUGAAACAAAGCAUUGUAUAAAUAUGUGUUUGUUUGUACGUUCGUUUUUUUUUUUUUUUUAUUAGAAGGAGUGUAAGCGUGUAAGGGGGACGCUCACACUCCUGACGCAAUGACAAACCCUAUGGACUUUUGCUGGGGGAUAGUGUUUUUUUUUCUUUUUGGUUUCCACCCAGUCAAAACGCCUUUGUGUGGAUAUUUUAUUAAGUGAAGAGGCCAGCCGACCAGCCCCUCCCUCUGUCCAGCUCUCCCUCUUCCUCCUCCCUCCUCUUCCUCCUCCCUCCGCGGUUGCUAUGUAGGACUACCUGAUCGUGGAUGGGACACACCUGUAUUGCCUUUACU